AUGCAUGGUUGGUGCCAGUGGGACUGCAACAAGAGCGUCCAGGUGAAGGGCCAGUUUAGACCAGAAGGUCAAAAACAGGCUGUCCAGCGCGGUAGGCGGCACUUAGAACAUGGUGUGUCUGCACUGUACGCCUUAUUACAGCAGCAGGAGGGCGAGGGCCUACCGGGCUUCACAGCUCGUUGGGAGCAAGAGACGGGACUGACACUCACGGAUUUCGAUUGGGACAAGAUUUUCCAGCUGGCACACAAGGGGAGCAUCUGUUCCAAAUACCAGGAAUGUAACUAUAAAAUUCUGACUUGCUGGUACAGGAACCCAGAUAUCCUCCGCCAUGUCCACAAAUCAAUACCCGGCGAGUGCUGGCGAUGUGGUGCGGAACCGGUCGCGAGGCUGCACAUUUGGUGGUCGUGCCCGCGAAUCGAACCAUUCUGGCAACAGGUCCAUCAAGCAAUUAGGGAAAUCGCUGAUGCAAACCUACCACUGCAGCCCCUGACGAUGUUGCUCAACCACACGCCGAUACCGUUGCAGAAAUACAAAAAGGAGCUGACCAUCCACUUGCUUACAGCGGCGAAAACGCUCAUACCGACACACUGGAAAAGCCGCACGGCGCCCACCUUUCAAAAAUGGGUAUGGAGCUGAUGACGGCCUCCCUGCAGGGACGAGCAGAGCAAUGUGCUACAGCCUGGUUCCUGUGGAUGGAGUACGUGAAUAAGAGGGCGGUGCGAGAAGGAGCGCGAGGGGGUGCCGCGGCUGCUGCGGAGCGGGCGACCCCUUCAGACUGCCACAACAACAAAAUCCGGAGUACACCGGUAACUUCCACCGGAGACUCAAUCCCCAUACACGACGGACAACACACUCAAAAUCACUGA
Molecule: messenger RNA, 866 nt
Organism: Pelobates cultripes (western spadefoot toad)
Lineage: Eukaryota; Metazoa; Chordata; Amphibia; Anura; Pelobatidae
Source: the annotation of a GenBank genome assembly